CCAUCGGAAAUGGACCACCAGAUUUAGAUAUCAUCUCGCCAAGACUGAACACGAGGAAUGAGGUAAGGUAUUGACAACCUUGGGGGCAAGGAGCUGGGAGAUCUGGAUAUAUCAACCUCUUUGAUUCCGCACUUGGGAUAUGGGAUCUCCCUUAUUGCAUCAAGCCAGACAUUCGAUUCCUACUGCUGCUCAUAAUACAAGUUUCGCUUCCGCAGGGAUACAAUCAUCAUGCGCAUGUUAAACCUUUGCACCACACUUAUCAGUCUUCUGCCCCUGGCUCUCGGGGUGCCUCCAAAUCCGUCUUGCUCGGAUUGUCCCGCGUCAACCACGGAGAUUAUCACCACGGUGGUGGCACGCCGAUGUGAUCCAAUCUACACGAAGGUCGACAGCACCUCUCCUGGGGCAUCAUGCUCCUUCAACGACCACACGUGCAUAGUGCCUGAGUGUCUCGCGCUCUCAACGACGACUGCACCGUGUCCAACCAUUACAGACCACUGUUGCAAAGACCUGCCGAAAAUUACGAGCACCUGGUACAAGCCUUGCCCAACCGCAUGCCCGUCGCCGUGUGGUGGGACAAGCUGGGUUGUGGAGAGCGCUGCGGAUUGUCCAACUCCUCUCCCGGCGCGAUGAGGGUGAGUGGUUUGGCAGUCGUGUGGACUGAACGCUCCAAAUUUCGAUGAGAAGUGACUAAUUGAUGGACUGGGGGUAUCGGACAUGUCAUCUAUCUUCUAAAUUGCCAAAUGCGGACUCCAUGGGUAUUUACAGCGAUAACUUAUGUGAUCAGGGAAUGCACAUUCAGUCACUUCGAGCAUCACAGAAGUAGUUUUAAACUGUGUACUGGCACCUAAGUUGUGGUGGCGCUGAUGGCCCAUCGUAUAACUGCUCUUCCAUGACGACUGCCCCAAUCCAGACUCAAAGGGGCGAUUUGAUGGAUGGCGUUUGGGACCAAGUGACGAGCCCCUGUUCUGGGCAAGCCAAAAAUAGCAACCGUAAACC
Molecule: messenger RNA, 996 nt
Organism: Eremomyces bilateralis CBS 781.70
Lineage: Eukaryota; Fungi; Ascomycota; Dothideomycetes; Eremomycetales; Eremomycetaceae
Exons: 2
Coding region: 229-630 (133 amino acids)
Source: RefSeq, a predicted model, not a curated record